AGUCAUUAAUAAGUAAACAGUUAACAAGAAAACAACAACUUAAUUGGAUUGUACCUCAAACGUUGUGUGAUUUCUUCAACAUACCAAAAAUGAUUCAAAAACUUUUAAUUGCUUUUCUGCUAAUCACAGUAAUUACUGCAAAAGACCGCCUUAAUCCGAACGAAUGCCUUUUUCAGGGCCAAUCAUUAAUUUCGACAAACGGAUGCUUUAAGCUGAUUAUGCAGGAAGAUGGAAAUCUUGUUAUUUAUCGUGAAUCGAAUGGGAAGAGUUUGUGGGGAACUAAAACAGCAAGAACAUGUACAAAUCGAGCAUGUAUGCAAGGAGAUGGAAAUUUUGUUGCCUAUGAUUGUCACAAUAAAAUUACAUGGUCAUCAAGGACAACCAAAAAUGAAGGAUCCUCAAUAGUAAUGCAGAAUGAUGGGAAUUUAGUCAUGUAUGCUUGGAAUUCACCUCGUUCUUUAUGGUCUAGUAGAACUGUGACAAAUUGCUAGACAACAAUCAAUAAUUUCGUGAGAAAUG
Molecule: messenger RNA, 519 nt
Organism: Chironomus riparius
Lineage: Eukaryota; Metazoa; Arthropoda; Insecta; Diptera; Chironomidae
Source: the annotation of a GenBank genome assembly